Messenger RNA from Tetranychus urticae (two-spotted spider mite), 1106 nucleotides. Its product is annotated as kallikrein-7. The record is from RefSeq and is a predicted model, not a curated record. Gene Ontology annotation, biological process: proteolysis. Gene Ontology annotation, molecular function: serine-type endopeptidase activity. Lineage: Eukaryota; Metazoa; Arthropoda; Arachnida; Trombidiformes; Tetranychidae.
CGAUAUAAUGGAUCUGAUCAGAUUAUAUCAAACAUUUAAUAUAUUACUUUUGAAUAAACUCAUUGAAAAUGAGAUUCUUUAUGUUGACCGCUCUUUUGCUCGUUGCCGCAAUCAAUGUAACUCUUGCAUGUGAAUGUGGUUUGGAAGGUUCCUCCGGCCGAAUCUACAAAGGUUCAAAGGUCCGAGCCAAUAAGUAUCCUUGGUUAGCUCAUAUUAGGAGCUUCUCUAGCCGAAACUCUCGCUCCUUUGGUCAAUGCGGAGGUUCAUUGAUUGAUGAAACUCAUGUUGCUACUGCUGCUCAUUGUGUUGUCGAUGAAAAUAAUCAAGUUUUCAGACCAGAAAACAUUGAUGUCUUCCUUGGACGUGUCAAGGCUUUCAGUGAUCGAUCCAAGCCUCAUUCAGUUUCAAAAGUUUGGGUUGACUCUCAAUACGAAAGAAGCAACCUCGCCCAUGAUUUCGCUAUUUUGACCCUUUCCUCACCAGUCAAAUACAGCCAAACAAUCGCACCAGUUUGUUUACCAAACGUUGAAAGUGGUUUAUCUAAGCUUACAGUAUCUGGUUGGGGAACCACUGCAGCCGAUGCUAGUUCCAGUGAUGAUCUUUUGGAAGUCGAAGUCGAUUUCUUAAGCAAGAAUGAAUGCAAUGAAGUGAAGAAAGACUUUUUGAUGAAACAAAAUGGAAUCCCCUCGUCAAUGAGAAACCGAGUCAAGAUUGACGGUGUUGUCGACACUCACAUGUGUGCCAUCAACAAGAAGACCAAGGGUGAUGCUUGUUCAGGUGAUUCAGGUGGACCCCUCAUGCACCGUGGAGGCAAUGGACGAUACUAUCUCAUGGGAGUUGUUUCAGGUUCAUGGACUGAAUGUGGACAAGAUGAGGAUACCGCAGGUCUUUACACUCGAACCCUUUACUACAAGGAUGUUAUCAAAUCAAUUGCUCCCAACGCUUGCUGGCAAAAUUAGUAUUGAACAUUGAUAAAUUGUCCAAUUAUUCAAUGUUUCAGUAUAAAAACAAUUAAAAUAAUUUGAAUUAAAAUGUUGAAAGGCUUUAUCCGUAUUUGUUGCGAUUUCAAUACAAGUUAACAUGAAAGUUUUGUUUGUCAAAAUUAA